Meleagris gallopavo (turkey) is the source of this 418-nucleotide messenger RNA. NCBI's taxonomy places the organism in Eukaryota, Metazoa, Chordata, Aves, Galliformes, Phasianidae. The record is from RefSeq and is a predicted model, not a curated record.
UCAUUUUUCUCUACAAUUUCAGAGCAGCUGAGAUCCUUUACUCCUUGGCUUUGAUACAGUCCCAUAAAUACAACAAGAUGAGUGUAUUUCCUUCAGUGGAUAACUAUAAAUUGCUGACAGAAGCUAGGAGGAACCUUGGACUCUUUCAGCAUCAUGAUGCUAUUACAGGAACAUCAAAAGAUUGGGUAGUUGUGGAUUAUGGCACUAGGCUUUUCCAUUCUCUAAUGAACUUGAAGAAAGUGAUAAUUGACUCUGCUCACAUUCUUAUCCUGAAGGAUAAAGGUGCUUAUAAUUAUGAUAUAUCAACUCCAUUCCUUAAGAUGGAUGAUGUUCAGUCUUCCCAAGAUUCCUUGCCGCACAAGACAGUUAUAAAGCUGACAGCACAACCAAGGUAAAUAAUUCAUAUGUUAUUUAGUGU